CAGGUGAUAGUGGUUUGUGAUAUACGGGAUACGUCGCCGUUAUUGUGCUGCUACAACGCAGGAUCGACGUAAGCAGCGGCGGAUGAGAUCUCCGUCCUCCGUCGACACAUGCUCGGAUCCUGAGGAGGUCCGUCGCGAAGGAUGGUGAGCUCCCGCACGCCCAACGCCAACGUCACGUCCACCGCUGACGGCGGCGCGGCCAACGACGGCGGAGCGGCGUCGUCGCGCGACGACGAGGGCCGCGCGACAAGCGGCGUCGACCGGGAGUGGAGUCAGAGCGAGCCGGCUUCUCUCUCGAUGUCGACCGACCUGCGCAAUCUCGUCAUCUCGCAUCUCUCGGAUUCCGGACGGUAUUCGUCGGCGAGUCCGGAUCAUCAUCAUCAUCAUCAUCAGGAAACUACGUCCGACGUCGCCACGAUCAAGAUCGGCUGCCACGACGAGGAGGAGAGCUACGAGGGCUUCGGGUCCGUCGAAGGCGACUCUGUCGACGACGGACCGGACUCACCGGGCGGUAGCAGUUCCGCGCCCUCGCCAACCGGUACCAAUUCUCGCAGAAAUCCGAGAAGCCCGAACUCCACCGUUGGAAGACAUUCCUGGCUGCGCACUUCGCUGCGGAGAACGCCUCCUUGUUCGAGCAGAAAAAGACUCAGCUCCAACGCCUUGGCGAGCCAGCUUUAUCGCAGUGGCAGCUUCAACAGCACGGGAAUGGGCUCGAACUACGAUGCUACGGAUGAUGUAUACAGCGACGUAUCUUUGGAGGACGUGAUGGAUCUCAGCCACAAAGUUCAAAUGAUUCAAGAGCAAAUGGAUGCCUUAGCGGAUACUAAGUCGGUCGGCGAAGAGAGGUAUGCUCGAGCGAAACAGGAAAAUGCGACGUUACAGGCGCGCAUACUAAUGCUCGAGGAGGCGGCCAAAGAUGCCGAAACGAGGGCCGAGGAGAGGCUUCAGACCGAGCAACGAAGGCAUCGGGAAUGGGCGUCCCGUUUGGAACGCGAGCGACAGUUGCAACUGGAAAAUUAUGCCAUUAAGCUGCAGGCUGCGGAAGUGGACAGUUCCAGCCUGAGGGAUGAAAUCGCGAGAGUACGCGAGCAGCUCGAGAGAGCAAGGGCGGACAAGACGCGACUCGAAAACGAUCUUCGGGAUGCCAGGAGGGAAGCGGACGCCGCGCGCGAAAGUGAACGUCACGCGAUAAGCCGAGCUAACGAGGCUCAUCAUCAGUUAGACGUUAUGAGAGAAGAACUUUCGUUACGAAGCGAGGAUCAACAGAGGCUCGAAGAAUUGGUACAGCAGGUGGUUCAACUUCAGGCUCGAAAUAAAAGCUUGGAAGAAUCUCGAGACGAACUGCAGGCUGCUGCGGCGCUGCAGGCAGGUCGUGAACUUUUGAUGCUGAAUCCUUGUAACAAUAAUGCUGAGAAAGGUCCUAGUCUCGCUGUGGAAUUGUUGGCCGGCAUGAAUCCAGACCAGAUUGAUGGCCAAGCAGAGUUUGGCGAACCAUGCACAAUGGCUGAAUUGAAACAAGCCUUGAAGGAACAGCAAGAAGUAAACGCGCAAUUGAGAACAUAUAUCGAUGGGAUAUUACUAAACAUUGUGGAAAAUUAUCCGCAAUUACUAGAAGUGAAGCAAACACACUGAAAUAUAACGCAUUGAGAUUAUCAUUAAAUUCUAAAUACUUUGAAGGCAAUUGUACAUUAUUAUCGAAUCCAACAUUGGAGCUUGGAUUAGAAAUUGGCUGAUGUAUAAUUAUAUUUUAUAUAUGCAAUGUUUUUUAA
This is a messenger RNA of Formica exsecta, 1769 nucleotides long. RefSeq names its product rab11 family-interacting protein 4 (gene nuf). Lineage: Eukaryota; Metazoa; Arthropoda; Insecta; Hymenoptera; Formicidae. The coding region runs from base 142 to 1632 and encodes 496 amino acids. Gene Ontology annotation, cellular component: endocytic vesicle; recycling endosome membrane; cleavage furrow. The transcript is spliced from 10 exons. The record is from RefSeq and is a predicted model, not a curated record. Gene Ontology annotation, biological process: endocytic recycling; regulation of cytokinesis.